Molecule: messenger RNA, 1257 nt
Organism: Cyclospora cayetanensis
Lineage: Eukaryota; Apicomplexa; Conoidasida; Eucoccidiorida; Eimeriidae
Exons: 1
Coding region: 1-1257 (418 amino acids)
Source: RefSeq, a predicted model, not a curated record
AUGCCGACCAAAGAAUCAUCUCGCAUCACGGUGCAGCAGCACAGGGCCUCAACAGAGCAAGCUGCUGCGACUGCAGCAGCAGUUGCCGCUGCCGCAGCAGCGUCCGACGGAGCAGGAGCACCACUCCCGGAUGGAAGACGGCCGCACACAAAAGUUAAGGGACCCCUCAUCAGCGAGAGCAGCAAGAAGAAAAGGCAAUCUAUAUGCAGCGGCUACUCAUCCAGACGAAAGUGCGCAGUUGCGAACCCCUUACAGCAUCGACAACACCCCAUGAACUACCAGCGACAGCAGCCAAAGCAAAAGCAGCAACAACCAGAGACCGAAAAGACGAGGCUUGAACAGACGGAGCUGCACUCACUGCCGAACCCAGAAGUGCAUGCAGCGCUUCCCCAAGAGCAGAUAUUGUUGCUGCAGCAGCAGAUGUUGAAACAGCAGUUGCUCCUCCAGCAACAUUUGGAGGUGCCUCAGCAGCAGCCCCAGUGGAAUCUGCAGCAGCAGUAUUGGGAGGCUAGACCAAGCAUUCAGCAGGAGGGACAUCCGGAGCACCCAGGGUCGCUUCCUCAAUGUUAUCCUUGUGCGCGUUCUGCUGUGCGACCAGCCACAGAAAGCCAGCAGCGAGUGCAGCAGUUGCUGCAAAUACACCACGCAGCAGUGGAGCUGCAACACCGAGAGUUAGCUCUGGCCCUUCGGGAGUUGGAAUUGCUGUACCUCCCCCUCUUGUGGGGCAGUGCCGGUAGUGGCAGCAAUGAGAAAGUAUGGGAUGGGCUUCUAAGGAACUUUGCCCUUUGGAAGGGUGCGAAGGGGAGGGCCUUUAGGGCUGUUGGAGAAGGUCACUGGAUGGUGUGGCCGGCUGAGAGACAGGAUUCCAGCACUGCAAGACUGCAGCAGCAGCUUCCGCUGCUGCAGUCAUGCAUCUUUGGGGAAAAGCAGCAGCUGCAAGUGCUCAAGCACAUGUGGGCGAGCGGAAUGGAUGCAGUUGGCGCAGCUGCUGCCGCGCUACGAGGCCCCCUAGAAUCUGGUGGUUACAUCGAAUUCAUAAUGAGGCUUCCGAUCCCCAGCUGCUUCUACUGGACAACUGACAAUAAGGGAACCCCUUUUGUAUGGCGCCGCAUUGCCGGUGAUCAGCACCUGCAUCAAGAACAGCAGCCUCAGCUGUUUGGGCAGCAGCGAGCCGAGCAGCACACACACGCCGGAGCGGAAUUCGAAGUAAAUGAGCAGAUGCCGCAGCCUCAGAAACUGGCCGAGUCAUCUUUGUGA